AAAGACGCACACCAACUGCGAACAAGUCGCCAAAAAAGCUGUGCGUCAGUUACAUUCCACCGAAGUCACACCAUCAUCGGAUUUUGUUCCAUAGUCAGCAGUUGCUGUAUCCACAUCAUUGCACGCUUCUUGCCGUUCCAGAUGGACAUCGAUAUGAGUAGGAGGAAUAAGAAGCCCCGCCUUCUGCUGGAAUCUGAACGAGAAAGGCUCGAGGAAUUCAUCGACUCUAUCCACUACUCCGCGAGAUAUUCUGAUGAUCAAUUUGAAUACCGUCAUGUUCAGCUCCCCAAAAACAUGCUCAAAAAAAUCCCGGCCGACUACUUUGAUAGCUCGAAGGGAACCCUUAAACUACUUUGGGAAGAGGAGUGGAGGGCCCUGGGUAUUACACAGGUAGCCUGGGUUGGGAGCACUACGAGGUUCAUGAGCCGGAACCGCAUAUUCUGCUAUUCAAGCGUCCCCUCAACUACCAGCCACCAAUGUCACAGUAAAUAUACCUCGAGUUCGAUGGUCAAUAUUUAGCCUUUCUCUACUCAUUUCCCCAUUACUUG
This is a messenger RNA of Aspergillus nomiae NRRL 13137, 548 nucleotides long. Its product is annotated as cyclin-dependent protein kinase regulatory subunit CKS1. The transcript is spliced from 5 exons. Gene Ontology annotation, biological process: regulation of mitotic cell cycle. The annotation marks the transcript as partial. The record is from RefSeq and is a predicted model, not a curated record. Gene Ontology annotation, molecular function: cyclin-dependent protein serine/threonine kinase activator activity; histone binding; protein kinase binding. Lineage: Eukaryota; Fungi; Ascomycota; Eurotiomycetes; Eurotiales; Aspergillaceae. Gene Ontology annotation, cellular component: cyclin-dependent protein kinase holoenzyme complex; SCF ubiquitin ligase complex.